AUGUUAUAUAACAGCAUUAAUAAUAUAGUGGGUUCUAUAGAAACAGAAAAAGAUAAAGCAGGUAAAGAAACUAUAGAGGGGAUAGAAGUAGAAGUAAGAAAUGUAAUAGAGGUUUUUCAAAUGAUUGAAACAAAAUAUCUGGAGGAAGUUGUUAUGAGCUUACCUAAUAAGAAGGGAACGGAGGAAGGAAUUUCGAGUAAGGUAUUAAAAUCAGUAUUUCAUGUCAUAAAGGACGAGUUUGUAGGAGUAGUUAAUGAUUCUCUAAAGAAGGGUCAAUGUCCGAAUAGUUGGAAGACAUCUACGAUUGUUCCGAUACCAAAAAUGGCGAAACCUAGGAAUGCAAGUGAAUAUAGACCAAUUAACGUUCUACCGAUAUAUGAAAAAGUACUGGAGAUUAUUGUUAAAGAACAGGUAGAGUUACAUCUAGAAAGUAAUGACAUCAUCACGGAAAAUCAAUCGGGCUCUAGAAAGCAACACUCGUGUGAAACUGCGAUACAAAUGAUUAUAGACGAAUGGAAACUAAUAAUCAGUGAGGGUAAGAUGAUAGGAGUAGUAUUUAUGGAUCUGAAACGAGCGUUUGAAAUAUAUAAAUAG
Harpegnathos saltator (Jerdon's jumping ant) is the source of this 594-nucleotide messenger RNA. RefSeq lists its product as uncharacterized. Bases 1 to 594 code for a protein of 197 amino acids. Lineage: Eukaryota; Metazoa; Arthropoda; Insecta; Hymenoptera; Formicidae. The transcript is spliced from 2 exons. The record is from RefSeq and is a predicted model, not a curated record.